AUGGCGUUUGCCCAACAAGCUUCUAGGCUAAUAGUUCCACUCGCGGUGGCAGCUGUUGGCAUUAGGGCAAGUAUCUACGAUGUACCGGGUGGAUAUCGGGCUGUUAUGUUCGACAGGUUCUCGGGUGUCAAGGACGUCGCUUCUGGAGAGGGAACACAUUUUCUAGUACCUUGGCUGCAACGUGCAAUUUUAUACGACUGCCGCAUCAAACCUAGGAACAUUUCCACUACAACUGGUUCAAAGGAUCUACAAAUGGUUUCCAUAACUCUCCGUGUGUUAUCACGCCCGGACGUCGAACACCUCUCGAAAAUCUACCAAGGUCUUGGGUUGGACUACGACGAGAGGGUUCUUCCUUCUAUUGGCAAUGAAGUGCUGAAAAGUAUCGUUGCACAAUUUGAUGCCGCAGAGCUGAUUACCCAGCGAGAAGUGGUAUCAUCCAGAAUCCGUGCGGACUUAUUACAACGAGCGGGAGAAUUCAACAUCAAGCUCGAAGAUGUUUCUAUAACACAUCUCACUUUUGGAAAGGAAUUCACACAAGCCGUAGAAGCCAAGCAGAUAGCUCAACAAGACGCGGAACGAGCUAAAUUCAUUGUUGAAAAGGCAGAACAAGAACGUCAGGCUGCGGUCAUUCGGGCUGAAGGUGAAGCUGAAGCGGCGAAAACAAUAUCUCAAGCACUGGAACGAGCUGGGGAGGCCUUCAUCGCCUUACGAAAAAUUGAAGCUAGCAAGGCUAUCGCCCAGUCACUCUCUACGAAUCCCAAUGUGACUUAUGUUCCUAGUGGAGGUAGUAAUCUUCUCCUACAAGUACCCAAUAAGUAG
Molecule: messenger RNA, 819 nt
Organism: Marasmius oreades (fairy-ring Marasmius)
Lineage: Eukaryota; Fungi; Basidiomycota; Agaricomycetes; Agaricales; Marasmiaceae
Gene: PHB1
Product: Prohibitin-1, subunit of the prohibitin complex (Phb1p-Phb2p)
Exons: 8
Coding region: 1-819 (272 amino acids)
Biological process (GO): mitochondrion organization
Cellular component (GO): mitochondrion; membrane
Source: RefSeq, a predicted model, not a curated record